AUGAAAAUCGAUGCGACCGAAUCGGUUUUCUGGUCGGAUUCAACUGUGACGCUAAACUGGAUUGCGUCUCCACCCAACACCUGGAAAACAUUCGUGGCGAAUCGUGUUGCUGAGAUCCAGAAUUAUUCGCAUCCCCGACAAUGGAAGCACAUUCCCGGUACAUCGAAUCCUGCAGACCUGGUGUCCCGAGGGAUGUCCGCAGCUGAGAUGCUGAAAAGUUCGAUGUGGCGUUGUGGUCCCGAUUGGUUGGCUUUACCUGCCUCUAACUGGCCUAUUUCGAAUCCAUCACUGGCUACUGAAACGGAUAUGGAAACUCGUCAGGCGGUUCACCUGGAGCUGGUUGGCGAUCUCACCACUGCAGGAUUCUUGGCCGCUUUGCAUCGGUUUACAUCCCGGCGCGGAUUACCAUCUGAUAUACACUCGGAUAAUGGGAAAAACUUUGAGGGUGCAGCACACGAACUUAAUGAACUGUUUGAAUUGUUUCAGAACGAACAGCUACAAAACGUCAUCGCAUCCAAAUGUUCCGACUUGGGUAUCACUUGGCACUUUACCCCACCUAAGGCCCCACAUUUCGGUGGAUUGUGGGAAGCCGCGGUAAAGACGGCCAAACGACAUCUCUAUCGGCACCUAGGCAGUUCGAGGCUGUCGUAUGAAGGGUACUGCACCAUUCUGCAGCAGAUAGAAGCGGCAAUGAACUCGCGUCCUUUGUUGCCGCUGACGGAUGACCCGAAUGAUCUGGCGGCGCUUACUCCUGCGCACUUCCUUAUUGGCACGUCGAUGCAUGCGGUGCCUGUUCCCGACUACACCCGCUUGAAGGCCUACACGUUAGACGAAUUGCAGAGCUGGCAAUUGCUUGUUCAACGCUUCUGGAAGCAUUGGGCAACAGAAUAUCUGCAGGAGAUGCAGAAGGAUAACAAGGUGGUGAAUCGUAGUGAGAUAGUACCUGGCAGACUGGUCAUCCUAGUGGACGAUUCGCUUCCCAUCACCCGAUGGCCCCUCGCACGCAUUGUCGAAAUACAUCCCGGAGAGGAUCAGCUUACGCGUGUAGUGAAGCUGAAAACGGCGAAAGGUAUAAUUACGCGUCCAGUAACUAAAAUUUGUCUGUUACCUGUUGCGAAGCCGUCUGCUUAG
This is a messenger RNA of Anopheles funestus (African malaria mosquito), 1131 nucleotides long. RefSeq lists its product as uncharacterized. Gene Ontology annotation, molecular function: nucleic acid binding. The transcript has 2 exons. Gene Ontology annotation, biological process: DNA integration. The coding region runs from base 1 to 1131 and encodes 376 amino acids. The record is from RefSeq and is a predicted model, not a curated record. Lineage: Eukaryota; Metazoa; Arthropoda; Insecta; Diptera; Culicidae.